Fibroporia radiculosa is the source of this 1188-nucleotide messenger RNA. RefSeq lists its product as uncharacterized. NCBI's taxonomy places the organism in Eukaryota, Fungi, Basidiomycota, Agaricomycetes, Polyporales, Fibroporiaceae. The transcript has 2 exons. Gene Ontology annotation, cellular component: nucleus. The coding region runs from base 1 to 1188 and encodes 395 amino acids. The record is from RefSeq and is a predicted model, not a curated record.
AUGUCUGAACAGCCCUUCGCUUCCUACUUUGCUGCGCCUCUCUCCUUCCCGUCUCAGAAGGACGACGGCCUAGCCGCCUUUAGCCUCGACGACAUCGACUACUCCAAACAGUCCCUCGACUUUCUCCACUUCGGAACCGGCACCAACGGUAUCCUUGCCCCCCACCCGGACCAGUUCGAAUCUGAACUCGACUCGUCCCUCGCUGCAUUCGACGCCGAGCUCAGUCUCCUCCCUAUCGAGACUGGCACCAGCGACAUCUUCAAUUUCCUGAGGUCUGAUACCCCUACUUGCGGCCCCCCCUCUUCCUUCACCGUCUCUUCAGAGUCGGUGUCAGGUUAUGACUCUGGUUACGCCGACUCUCUUUCUGCCUAUUCCGAGAGUUUCUACAAUCUCCAGGCGCAGUCCCCCACUCCAAACUACCCCGCAAGCAACUACUCCUACACCCAGGAACUCGAUAUGGACUUCAAGCGCUUGGGCCUUCCCACCGCUGCGGAGGAUCACAAAGCAUACCCGACCAUGCCCUCCUCUCCAUCGAUACGCAGCUCCCCCGGGAACAUCCCCAACAUCGCGCAUUACUCUCCGCAGACCUCUUUCUCGUCGCCCCGCGGUAGCUUUUCCGACUAUGAACCUGCGCAGCCGCAGCAGGUCCGCCUCAGCAGUUCCGCAGCGUCGGACUACUAUCCACAAGCUCAGGUCGCCCAGGUCUCCAAGGCCUUUAACUACUCCGUCGGCACCAUGGGCCAAUCUACUGUCGCCCCGGCCAACGUUUCGUCGCAGGUUCCGGCGGUCCCCUCGGUUCCCGGCAUCACCAGUAACCACCCUCAGGCCGCUGUUGCGAGAAGGAUUCCUGAGGAGAUGCAGCUUGAUCCUAAGAAGAAGUACCAAUGCCCGUCGUGCCCCCGAGCCUUUGCUCGUGCCUACAACCUCAAGACGCACAUUCAGACCCACGACCCGAAUCGCUCCAAACCGUAUGCGUGCCACCACAAGAACUGUGGUCGGUCGUUCAGUCGCAAGCAUGAUCUGACUCGUCAUCUUGUGUCUAUUCACCGUACGGACUCGGUGUCAGCGACCUCGUCGGGCUCCGCCAGGUCCAUUGGCGUUGACAAGGGCCCCAGGGGCUGGUGUGACUCCUGCGGCAAGGGUUGGGUUGGUAAGGAGGAGGGGUGCGACUGCGACGACGUGAAGUAG